AUACCGUGGCGCCGACCUGGAAGGAAGAGUGUCACUUGAUUGAUUGGAAUGGAAGGAAACCUGGGUGGAAGGGUGCGCAGGAUAAGAGUGGGAAACUCUAUGCUCUGAGUCACCCUUUUGUCACGGUCAGCGUCACCAAUUCCCACAAAGGCCACUUUAUUUCUUAGUUUUAAACUUAUUAUUAUUGUGUUGUGAUUUUCUGAGAGAGUCAUCGAUCCAAGGAGAGAGCUUUCUGGGUCUCAAAGUCUGAGCAGCAGAGCAAAUUGAGCAAUGGACGAUCUGCCCUCUGGGUACCGACCCAACGUUGGCGUUUGCCUCAUUAACUCUGAUAAUCUGGUUUUCGUUGGAUCAAGAUUGAAUGUUCCGGGAGCAUGGCAGAUGCCUCAGGGGGGUAUUGAAGAUGGUGAAGAACCUAAAAAUGCAGCUAUUAGGGAACUACGAGAAGAGACUGGGAUAGAAUCUGCUGAAAUUAUUGCUGAGGUUCCGAAUUGGUUGACAUAUGACUUUCCGCCUGCUGUGAAGACCAAAGUAAAUCGUCUCUGGGGAGGUGAAUGGCACGGGCAAGCACAAAAAUGGUUUCUUAUGAGAUUCACAAAAGAUGAGAGUGAGAUCAACUUAGCCAAUGGAGCAGCUGAUCCAGAAUUUGCAGAGUGGAAAUGGGCGAGCCCUGAAGAAGUUAUUGAGCAGGCAGUGGACUACAAGAGGCCAACAUAUGAGGAAGUUAUCAGGACCUUCCAGUCCUACUUCGACGGCAGUGCUUUAUCGACAAAGUGUAAAUCCACAAAAUGGUGAAUGUUGUUGUUGGUGUGCUUCUUGUGUAGUCAUGUUCAUCUUCUUAACUCAUUUUGCCGAUUGAAUUUGGAUCGAGUAGGACUGCUGCUUAUUGUAAAUGAUAAUGAGAACUUCAAAUUAGAUC
This is a messenger RNA of Prunus mume (Japanese apricot), 916 nucleotides long. RefSeq names its product nudix hydrolase homolog 25 (gene NUDX25). Gene Ontology annotation, cellular component: chloroplast. Gene Ontology annotation, biological process: ribose phosphate metabolic process; nucleoside phosphate metabolic process. The record is from RefSeq and is a predicted model, not a curated record. Gene Ontology annotation, molecular function: guanosine-3',5'-bis(diphosphate) 3'-diphosphatase activity; bis(5'-adenosyl)-pentaphosphatase activity. NCBI's taxonomy places the organism in Eukaryota, Viridiplantae, Streptophyta, Magnoliopsida, Rosales, Rosaceae.